Phycomyces blakesleeanus NRRL 1555(-) is the source of this 1827-nucleotide messenger RNA. RefSeq lists its product as hypothetical. Bases 1 to 1827 code for a protein of 608 amino acids. NCBI's taxonomy places the organism in Eukaryota, Fungi, Mucoromycota, Mucoromycetes, Mucorales, Phycomycetaceae. The record is from RefSeq and is a predicted model, not a curated record. Gene Ontology annotation, molecular function: protein binding. The transcript has a single exon.
AUGCUGGCAUCCGAAUUGCCUUUUGAAAUCUUAUCCCAAAUUGCAAGCUUUUUAUCGAAACCAGACCAGUGUAAUGCUAGCUCAGUUUGUCGUGCGUGGAAAAGGCCUUUUAAUGAAGAGUUCUGGAGAUGGACUGAUAUUGGAUAUGAGCCUGGUUUUGACCGAUCGUGUUGUCUUUUAUUGGAUAUACUUGGAAAUGGCUCAAAUUAUGGACAAAUGGUACGAUCACUCAGCCUGGCAGAAGACAUUGAAAUACACUGUGAUAUAUUAUGGCAGUUACAAACCUAUUUAACUGGACUCACAUAUAUAUCCUUGCCUGAAGCGAGUCUGACUACCUCUUGUUUUCACCACCUUAAUCGUUGGCUUACAUGGAGCACAACUUUGACACGUCUCCGAUUUUGUAUACAUGGAAUGGGUGUAGGAGUAUCAGAUUUCCUGGAUUUGCUAGAAUACUUGCCUCGGCUACAAUGGCUUGAAUACACGCCAGAAAGAGCUACACAUUCGUUGUUUAGACUGGAAGAUGUCGAGACCAUCCAUACACACUUGAAAAAUCUCGAUACACUUAUUCUGGGCACCGAGUUGAGUUGUCUGUCUCCUCAGAAUCUUGAGCUACUUAGUACAGUCCAGCCAGCCGUAGCUAUGACUUUUGUGAAAUUUUCAGUAAACCCAGUGGAUUUAAGAUGGCUUUAUUAUUGGGCUAUCAAAUAUCCUCGUUUACGUACGCUUGAGUGGAUAACCCGUCACGACUUUGACCCAGUGUACAUGUUCAGAGAUGAAACACUUUUGCUAUUUAGUCAGCAAGACUCUCCAUUUGAAUACCUCCGAAAUCUACGGCUUCUCGGUGGAAUUUACUCGCGUAUACUUGACAAGACUUUGAUAGAUUUGCUUUGUAACUUUAAAAUUGCGUUAAAAAAUAUCAAAUAUGAGACCCAGGUUGGGCGCAACGAUGCUCAGCCAACUCUUCAACUUAUUGAAGAUAUAAUGCGAUCAUCAUCAAAUACAAUCGAAGAUUUUAGCUUAAGUCUCCAACAUCCAAUUGCUAAUCCACGCACAGUACCCAUGACUUUCAGCGUAUGUCCUCAUCUAGUUAAUCUCAAGAUAUGUGGGUGGACGACACACCUCGGACUGGAUCUUCUACUGGAUUAUUGUGUUGCUGUCAAGAGACUUGAUAUUACUGUUGAUACUCUUUCCAUUGAUUCGGAAUCGUCUCUCGCUUUCUUUCAGUCUGUUCAUAGUAUGACAUAUUUUCGUUUGAUUGCAAAUUCGGUGCAUGCUUCUGUGUUUAAUUACUUAUCUAAACGCUGUAAGAAUCUUCAGCACAUGGAACUGCUAAACGUGGACAUUGUGGGCCCUCAGUCAGUGGAAAAUGGAAGUAUGUUGAUCGACAUGUCUUUCACUCACUUCAAGACCCUCCGACUCAACUGCACUAAUUUUCAUGGACAUACAAUUGAUCUCGAUACACCAAAUACUCUCAUAAAUAUUUUGAAUGUUCAGGGCGUAUCCGAAACUAGACAUAAUUGGUAUCAUAUUCACAGUAAUCCUAGUAACUAUAAGUAUACGAUAGGAGAUAGACAUCGCCAUCUACGCUUUACUAGAAAUCUGGGUCAAAAACAUUGCAAACUCGCUUCUACCUACUUUAAUUCGCGCUAUCGAUUAAUGCGAGAAGAGGCUAUACAAAGAAAUGGCCGUAUCGAGUUUGAAACAAAAUACGUGGAUAAGAACAAUUGGAAAAUAGACCUUUUAAGAGGGUUUACUGUAUUAAGUUGUGCCUCGAUAGACCAGUUCGUAUGGGAAUGUACAGUUCCAACCUUUCCAUUCCGAUGUUGA